Molecule: messenger RNA, 1493 nt
Organism: Raphanus sativus (radish)
Lineage: Eukaryota; Viridiplantae; Streptophyta; Magnoliopsida; Brassicales; Brassicaceae
Product: EP1-like glycoprotein 2
Exons: 2
Coding region: 41-1417 (458 amino acids)
Source: RefSeq, a predicted model, not a curated record
AUUACAAAACCAUCUCACACUCCACAAAACACAAAAAGAAAUGACCAAACCAAUCAUGCUUCGGUUUCUAAUCGUGGCACUCGCCAUUGCCACUGUCUCAUUGGUCACAGCCCAAGUCCCACCGGAGAAACAGUUCAGAGUCGUAAACAACGACGAGUUUGGCGACUACAUCACCGAGUACGACGCGAGCUACAGAUUCAUCAACUCACCCAACGCAAGCUUCUUCACAAGACCGUUCCAGCUCUUGUUCUACAACACCACCCCUAGCGCCUACGUCUUAGCCCUCCGUGUCGGACUCAGAAGCGAGGAGUCGCUCAUGCGUUGGAUCUGGGACGCAAACCGCAACAACCCCGUGGGCGAAAACGCAACUCUCUCACUCGGCCGCAACGGUAACCUUGUCCUCGCCGAGUCAAACGGCCGAGUCAAGUGGCAGACCAACACGGCCAACAAAGGCGUCACAGGAUUCCAAAUCUUACCCAACGGCAACAUCGUGCUACACGACAAAAACGGCAAGUUCGUUUGGCAGAGUUUUGAUCACCCCACCGACACACUCCUCACCGGACAAUCGCUUAGAGUCAACGGACCUAACAAACUCGUCAGCCGUAAAUCCGACAUGGACGGCUCGGAUGGUCCCUACAGCAUGGUUCUUGACACCAAAGGCUUGACCAUGUACGUUAACAAAACAGGUCAGCCGUUAGUAUACGGCGGAUGGCCCAACCACGACUUCCGCGGCACCGUAACGUUCGCCGUUAGAAGAGAGUUCGACAACUUAACGGAGCCGUCAGCUUAUGAGCUCCUCCUAGAACCCGCACCACAACCAACGACAACUAAUCCAGGUAACAACCGUCGUUUACUCCAAUCCCGACCAAUUGGAAGCGGAGAUGGAACUCUAAACCUGAACAAGAUCAACUACAACGGAACCAUCUCAUAUCUCAGACUCGGCUCCGACGGUAGCCUCAAGGCCUUCUCGUGGUUCGACCCAGCCACGUACCUCACAUGGGAAGAGUCCUUCUCUUUCUUCUCCACUUACUUCGUCAGACAAUGCGGCUUACCGUCGUUCUGCGGCGACUACGGUUACUGCGACCGUGGAAUGUGCGUUGCGUGCCCUACACCCAAAGGGUUACUCGGAUGGAGCGACCAAUGCGCACCACCUAAAACGACGCAGUUCUGCAGCGGAGGCAAAGGUAAGGCCGUGAAUUACUACAAGAUCGUCGGCGUUGAGCAUUUUACUGGGCCUUAUGUUAAUGAUGGACAAGGCCCAACUUCUGUGAACGAUUGCAAGGCUAAGUGCGACCGUGAUUGCAAGUGUUUGGGUUACUUCUACAAGGAGAAGGACAAGAAGUGUUUGAUCGCUCCUCUUCUUGGUACACUCAUCAAAGACGCCAACACUUCUUCUGUUGCUUACAUCAAGUAUUAGUGUGUGUUCACUUGAGAUUUAUUUAAUGAAUAAUCGGUGAGUUUUGUAAUGAUUUUGUUAAGGCUCACCGUUUUUU